CAAGCUGUUCCGGGCCGCUCUCGGACGCUGCAUGGGGAAUCGGCCUUGGCAGGCUCCCUCCUCGCUGCCCGGGGCGUCGGCGGCGGGCGAGGGGACCGCGGGGCGGAGGCGGCUCAGCGGCGGCGCUUGGCCGGGCAGGGAGAAGCGCCAGAGGCCGCUCAUGGAGGCGGAGGAAGAGGAGGAAGAGACGGCAGCCCUGCAGGAGCCCAGCCGGCAAAAUUCGUCACCAAAUGAAAUGGACGAAGAGCAGCCUUGCAUUUCCCACUUGAAAGACGAAGUCAGGAAACGUCAGAAUUCCAAUCAAGGUUCCCGUGGGAGCAAUUCUUCCAGGGCGUCUAGGAAAAGCUUCCGGUUGGAUUACCGACUGGAGGAAGAUGUAACGAAGUCCGAGAAAGAUAAAGAUGGCAGAUUCAUGAAUCCUUGGCCAACUUGGAAAUCAGUAACUUUCCGAAAUGUCUUGAAGUGGAUUUUCACGGAAAAAGACAACAGCCAAGUCCCAUGUUCCAAACAGAUCCUUGACACAAACCUCCCAGUGUUGACACCUUAUUUUGUCCAAAACCCUGAAUUGUUUGGAAAGACCGGAGAUGGUAUACGCGUAACUUGGCUUGGACAUGCCUCGGUGUUGGUAGAAAUGGAUGACGUCACGUUUAUUACCGACCCCAUCUUCAGCCAGCGGGCUUCCCCAGUGCAGUGUCUGGGCCCUAAGCGUUUCCGAGGUCCCCCGUGCACCGUCAGCGAACUGCCCAAAAUAGACGCGGUAUUGAUCAGCCACAACCAUUACGACCACCUGGAUUAUCCCACCGUCGUGAGUUUAAACGCCCGUUUUGGCAGCGAGUUGAGGUGGUUUGUGCCGCUGGGCCUUUUAGACUGGAUGCGGAAAUACGGCUGCGAGAACGUCAUCGAGCUGGACUGGUGGGGAGAAAACUGCAUUCCUGGUCACGACGCCGUCACCUUUGUUUUCACUCCUGCUCAGCAUUGGUGCAAACGGACCCCCAUGGACGACAACAAAGUUCUUUGGGGAAGCUGGUCGGUUGUGGGUCCCCGGAACCGGUUCUUUUUCGCUGGAGAUACCGGCUAUUGCGUUGCCUUUGAGGAAAUAGGGAAACGGUUUGGACCGUUUGAUCUUGCAGCCAUUCCCAUCGGAGCCUACGAACCAAGACCCUGAAGAAGCAGUGAGAAUCCACAUUGAUGUACGAGCCAAGAAGUCCAUCGGGAUUCAUUGGGGAACUUUUGCUUUAGCCAACGAGUACUAUUUAGACCCACCUGUCAAACUGAAGGAAGCGCUUGAGAGAUACGGCUUGCAAACGGAAGAUUUCUUUGUUUUGAACCAGGGAGAAUCCCGAGAUUUAAAGAUUAACGAUGACGGAAUUGAAUAG
Molecule: messenger RNA, 1376 nt
Organism: Thamnophis sirtalis
Lineage: Eukaryota; Metazoa; Chordata; Lepidosauria; Squamata; Natricidae
Source: RefSeq, a predicted model, not a curated record